AUGGACUCAGCAGAGGCCAUCCCAGGUUUCGCAGUGGAAACCAUUUUCCGGGAUCUAAGAAAGACUUCGGACUCCCUCCCAACACUUAGCUUGCCUUGGUUGCGGCGCAAACACCGCUGCCGCCACAAGAACAUCUCCGCCUCCCCUCCUGAGGCUCAGCAAGGUGCCACCAUGGGUUCACAGGUGAGUCGGCCCGACGCCGCUGUGGUCUCACCGCCGGGUCGCCCCGACGCCGCCACAGACGAACCGGCUGGUCGUUCUGAAGGCACCACAGCUUCUGCCAGGGAGAUGACUUUUUCCUCCUUUCACCUGCUUCUGUUCCGUUUUCCGCCCCCCAAGAAAACAUCUCUGUGCCAGCCCUUUUACAGGAAGACGCAGCAGUUUCUGCUGCAGAGGAUCCGGCUGAACGGGUUCUGCCUGCGAGGGUGCGACGGUCGCUGGUUCUCCAGUCAGUGCUCCAGAGUCUGGCAAGGAGGAGGUCCCGGUGGACUCGCCUCCCGUUUGCUCUCCAGGGUCCUGCGAGGAGGGGGUCUGGGUGGAUCCGCCUCCAGCCUGCGCUCCAGUGUCCUUCGAGGUGGGGGUCCUGCUUCGUCGCCGGGGCCGUCCUCCGGGAUGCCCGGCAGACAUCCUGCCACACCGGGGCCUGCCUCUGCGCCACCGGAACUACUCUGUUUGGACUCUUGGUUCUCCAGUGUUUUUAACAAGUAACUUUUUCCUACCCUGACUGGACAGUACUG
Molecule: messenger RNA, 737 nt
Organism: Fundulus heteroclitus (mummichog)
Lineage: Eukaryota; Metazoa; Chordata; Actinopteri; Cyprinodontiformes; Fundulidae
Exons: 4
Coding region: 1-708 (235 amino acids)
Source: RefSeq, a predicted model, not a curated record